AUGGAUAGACUUGAAGCUACUUAUGAAGCACUCCGUGCUACAAUAGUUAAGCAAUCAGACCAACCCGAUCUGGACCUUGACUGGGAAGCCGUUAUAGAAAAUGGCAUAACAUCACUGGCACCACCAACACCACCCCGUUUCGACCUUUUCUCUUCAUUUCCACCUGAGAUUCGAGACAUGAUCUGGAGUUUCUCACUACCCCCCGAUACGCAAGAGGUAUGCUUGCUAGAGAAAGACAACGAUGGCAUGGUCGAUACGUCCCCCAUAAUCUGGACCAAAUUCCCAGCAAUUAUGCACGUAUGCCGAGAAGCACGGAACAUAGCCAAAUUGUACCUUCAAUUUCGCCAUUGGGAAGAGGGGCAAUGUGAGUUGCCAUGUCGAAAUUUCCGCCCUGAUCUGGAUGUGUACGUUCUUACGCCACACGCUCCGUUGUCCUGUGAAAUCGCGGAGAAGCUGCGGUACGCAGCCCUUGAUGCUAAGGCAAAUAGCUACCGACAAGUCAUGUUCUUGAAUGCCCUUCCAUACCUCAAGAAUCUGGAGACGUUCUAUCUCAUGCACACUCUCCCGAUAAAAAUGGAACCUCAUCACAGAAUCCGCAAGCUAAGGCCACUAAUGAAGUCGACCCCAAACAAACUGCCUGAGCAAAUGCAGCGUGAGGUUAUCCGCUGGCGCGAUAGCCUAAAUAACCUUGCAAAGAACCGUCUAUCCACGUGGGACGACGACAUCAAGGCUGCUAUCUGGGACAAUGAAAAGCAGGUGCUCAAACUAAAUAUUGAGAUUGAGGUCUUCGUCCACUUUAACUGA
Molecule: messenger RNA, 804 nt
Organism: Daldinia decipiens
Lineage: Eukaryota; Fungi; Ascomycota; Sordariomycetes; Xylariales; Hypoxylaceae
Exons: 1
Coding region: 1-804 (267 amino acids)
Source: RefSeq, a predicted model, not a curated record